Polychytrium aggregatum is the source of this 1877-nucleotide messenger RNA. RefSeq lists its product as uncharacterized. NCBI's taxonomy places the organism in Eukaryota, Fungi, Chytridiomycota, Chytridiomycetes, Polychytriales. The record is from RefSeq and is a predicted model, not a curated record. Gene Ontology annotation, molecular function: protein binding. The transcript has a single exon. The coding region runs from base 41 to 1597 and encodes 518 amino acids.
CAUCAAACCUCCUUCCCUUUUGAUCCCCAUUUCCGCCACCAUGGCUCUUCCGAUCCCCUCCUCAACCGAUGCUGCACAGCCACUGCUCAGUCAUCAUCCAGACAUCUUUACCAUCGUCUGCUUCAACUCGAGCUUCCAACUCACACUCAGUCUCGCCACAAUCAAGGGUCUGCUUCUCGUUUGCAGACGAGCCGAGCCGCUCCUGAGCUCCAAGGUGGCUCGUUUUCGACACUGGUGUCGGGCGGCACAUCUCUGUCAUCCAGAGAAAAUGCCGCUUCUUCGCCUCACGCCCUGCGAGACGAUCUCUCUCUCGUUUCACUUCAACGAGGCGGCUGCAGCCGAUCUGUCCUGGCUCGCAGAUCGGGCUGCCCAGGGAAGCGUUGCUGCCUUAUACUUCCUGGCGAGAAUUCUGCUGUCUGAAACUGAACAAGAAGAGGAAACAAGGCGUGAAUUGAAAGCCAUAUUUGUUGAAUCCUCUGUGUCGUAUCCCGAGCAAAUCUUCCUCCUAUUCAGAAGGGCUGCAGAGGUCGGCCAUCCAGGAGCAAGUUUCCAUUUGGCCGAGUGCUACCAAAGCGGCUUUGGUGUCGAUCAAAAUCAUUCCAAGGCCUUCGAGUUGUACCGCCAUCUUGCGGACCAAGGGUUGACACAAGCCCCUCAGGCCAAACUUGGCCGAUGCUACGAGAGCGGGGAAGGUGUUGAGCAGGCCCUGGAUACUGCUGUCGAGUGGUAUAUCCAAGCCUCCGAUCAAGGGGAUGUCGAUACCCUGCUCCGAAUCGCAUUCCUCCGUGGCUGGCUUGCAUUCCUCGGUCAUGGUGUCGAGCAGAGCGACGAUAAUGCAUUCCACCAUUGGCAGGAGGUCAGCACCAAGUCUACCGACUCGGAUACCAAGCCCAUCGCUAACUAUAUGCUUGGAUGGAUGCACUGCCUCGGUCGAGGCACUGUACAAGACAGGCCGGAGGGCACCAGAAUACAACGCAACAACAGGUCUGACAAGUUCCCUCUAAGCGAAGAGGAUGCUCUGGCAGGAUACGAUUGUUUCUCCAACUCAUCCAUAUCUCGCAAGUUCUUCAAGCUAUGUCAGUAUGGAUCGAACCGAGACUGGCUCUGCAAGCAUCUCAUGGGCGUGUGUCUGCUCCAUGGAUUUGGAGUCUCGAAAGACUGGACGAAGGCAGCGGAUAUCUUUGAUCAGCUCGCCAACGAAGGCCACAGCGAUAGCCAGUAUUGGAUUGGCCAAUGUUACUUCCAAGGCUGCGGAGUUACAAGGGACUUGCUGGCGGCCUUUCAAUGGUGGAGCAGGUCGGCAGAUCGGGGCAACUCGAAUGGCCUAUGGAUGGUGGGGGGAUGCUACUUUCGUGGAUGGGGCGUAACCAAAGACUAUACCAAAGCAGUCGAGUGGUUCCGGAGGUCGGCCGAGCAAGGCAAUUGGAGAGGGCAAUUCUGGCUAGGAUGGUGCCACAGGCAUGGCAUUGGUGCGCCAAAGAACAUAACCGCUACCGCCUAUUGGAUUCAAAAAGCGGCCGACCAAGGGUUUGAACUGGCGAUCACUGGUCUGAAGCACCUGAAAGUAACUCCGCAUAAAGGCCCUCCAAUACGCUAGAUUGUAAUCGCGUUCCUGUAUUACGAAUCGGAAUGAUGAAUCAAGAUGGUCGCCAACCGCCUUCGAGUGACUCGAGUGUCAUUCCUUGAGAGCGUGAUGGGAUGUUGGGGCCGAUGAUAACACGCUUGAUGAUGAACGGAUGAUUCGAGGUAUACUUCACAAGGCUUUCUGCACGCUCCGUCAGGUUUGGGAGGGAAGCCUCCGACCCUCCAGAGGAACAUUCUUCGGGCUUGAGCAACUGAUAUCACUGGCAUCCGUGCGGUCAGGAUAGGGUCUCCAU